Sabethes cyaneus is the source of this 1286-nucleotide messenger RNA. RefSeq names its product oxygen-dependent coproporphyrinogen-III oxidase (gene Coprox). NCBI's taxonomy places the organism in Eukaryota, Metazoa, Arthropoda, Insecta, Diptera, Culicidae. Gene Ontology annotation, cellular component: mitochondrial intermembrane space; cytoplasm. The transcript has 4 exons. The record is from RefSeq and is a predicted model, not a curated record. Gene Ontology annotation, molecular function: coproporphyrinogen oxidase activity. Bases 56 to 1195 code for a protein of 379 amino acids.
UUUUGAUUUGCAUCAUUCACACCUGUAGUGCAGUACGAGAAUAAAAAAAUAACCAAUGUUUUUCCGUGUACUACGUCUUCGCUUUGCCAGUUCUUCCACUGGUAGAAAGAUUCUUGGAGUCACUGGUGCGGCGAUAGCUGGUACUGCUAUUGCAACUUAUUUAAAAAACAAUGAAAUAUACAUGGCAUCAAAGCUUCGACCAGCUGGAAUAUUCAUGGCUGAGCCAAUUACAUCUAAAACGUUACUGGCGGCUAAUCCUGACGAUAUGAAAACUAAAAUGGAGCUGCUGGUUAUGAAAAUUCAAGCAGAAUUUUGUCACGCAUUACAAAACGAGGAAUUUUUUGGGAAAAAAUUCACUGUUGAUCGUUGGGAACGGAAAGAAGGUGGAGGUGGAGUAACCUGUGUACUUCAGGACGGAGACGUUUUUGAAAAGGCCGGGGUCAAUGUAUCGGUCGUUCAUGGUUUGCUACCAAAAGGAGCUAUACAACAAAUGAGAUCACGAGGAAAAGAACUCGCUGAAGGCGAUUUACCUUUCUUUGCCACAGGAGUCAGCGCUGUAAUCCACCCACGUAAUCCAAUGAUUCCCACAAUUCACUUUAAUUACCGCUACUUUGAAGUAACAGAUUCAAAGGGCAAUAAACAAUGGUGGUUCGGUGGAGGAACGGACCUUACACCAUAUUACCUCAAUGAGGAGGACGCACUUCAUUUCCAUCGGACUCUGAAACAGGCCUGCGAUGAACAUGAUAAUGAUUAUUAUCCUAAAUUCAAGGAAUGGUGUGACAAGUAUUUUUUUAUUCCCCAUCGAAAUGAAUGCCGUGGCGUAGGAGGAAUAUUUUUCGAUGACUUGGAUACACCAGAUGAAGAUAGCGCAUUCGAAUUCGUAUCCAGUUGCGCACAUUCUGUAAUUCCGUCCUAUCUUCCCCUUGUUCAGAAACAUAAAAAUGAAUCAUAUGGCGACCGCGAACGACAAUGGCAGUUGCUACGCAGAGGGCGUUAUGUAGAGUUCAAUCUUAUCUAUGACCGAGGAACAAAAUUUGGUCUGUAUACACCUGGAGCCCGAUAUGAAAGUAUUUUGAUGUCUCUGCCCUUAACUGCGAAAUGGGAAUACAUGCAUCUACCUCCGGUGAAUAGCAAGGAAAGUGAAUUAACACUUGUGUUGAGGAACCCUAGAGACUGGCUUAAAACAGCUCAAUGAAUUGCAAGGCAUUUAUUAUUUCUACAUUUUGUGUUAAUGUACGAAUACAUUUUCUAUCGGAGAAGGUCCAUGGCAAGUCGUUCAGCUUCAG